Dendronephthya gigantea is the source of this 1712-nucleotide messenger RNA. RefSeq names its product WASH complex subunit 1-like. Gene Ontology annotation, molecular function: gamma-tubulin binding; actin binding; alpha-tubulin binding. The transcript has 3 exons. Gene Ontology annotation, biological process: Arp2/3 complex-mediated actin nucleation; retrograde transport, endosome to Golgi; endocytic recycling. Lineage: Eukaryota; Metazoa; Cnidaria; Anthozoa; Malacalcyonacea; Nephtheidae. The record is from RefSeq and is a predicted model, not a curated record. Gene Ontology annotation, cellular component: WASH complex; early endosome; recycling endosome. Bases 59 to 1429 code for a protein of 456 amino acids.
CUUCUUCCCCAAAUUCGUAUCCGAAAGUCGAAGUUUCCAUGGUCGAAAAUCAGCAAAAAUGCCAGGUGUUACGUACGACGUACCGUUGAUUUUACCAGGCUUACGUAAAGAGGAGUCCGUAUUUCAAAUGGUCAAUGCAUUGGAGUAUUUACAACAAGUUUCCAAUGAUGUAUUUUCGAAAAUCGAGAAGCGUGUUGCGGAAAAUCGCGAGCAGAUCGCAGCCAUCGACAGGCGAGCCAACCUCGCUUUGGCGAAAAUCGAGAAGAUCCGCGGAAGCAGGAAAGCGAUCAGGGUCUUUUCGAGCGCAAAAUAUCCAGCCCCGGAUAAACUAGAGAUGUACACAUCUCUACACACUUGUGAUGGCUUAGACGAUAACCCCCUUCCCAGUGUUGAUCAAAAUUAUCACGUAGCAAGCAAAUUCCCGAAAGCUGACCACAACAGCCUCAAGGAGAAGCUGCAAUUCUACAACGUUCAACUGAAUACGUCUAAACGAAAAACCGAUAGGGCAGAUCAGGGUCUGGGCGGAUUACCGAAGGAUAUCACAUCUAUUAGUUCGCUUCUUCUUUUCAACACAACCGAGAAUCCUUACAAGAAAUAUGUGAUUUUGGAUCCCCUGGAAGGUGCAGUCACUAAGACCAGGAAAGGCCUGGACGAAGAGGAUGAGGACCUAGCUGCUGCGCCGGUGACCAUCACGAACCGGGAAGAAAUGGAUCUACUUGGUCUGACCAAUUACUUUUAUGUUCCAAACCUUGGGGAUGUUCCAGAACUUGAUGUACCAGUGCAUCUUCCAGAUUUACCUGGUAUUGCCGAUGAUCUGGCUUGGAGUGCAGACCUUGGUCCAUCUAUUGCACCAUCCGUCCCUGGAUCCAAUGUCCCCGAACUACCUGAAGUGAUCCCCGAAGAACCUGCCCCAGCUGCCCAACCUAACACUGAAAGUUCAUCAUCAUCCCUAUAUACUCCCCCUCCACCACCCCCUCCAGACCCUGGAGUCCCACCACCACCUCCUCCACCACCACCACCUCAACCCAUGGAAGUUGAAAGCCCUGGGCCUACGGCACCAGGUCCAGCCCCAACUGAAGUUGCUCAGCCAGAAAGCAACGGUGACGGAGGUGGUGGUAGAGCGGACUUAAUGGCGGCGAUCAGAAAUGCGGGUGGUGCAGGCAAAGCCAAACUAAAGAAGGCCAAAGAACGAAAGCAGAAAAAACGGGCUGAAAAGGAGCAGCCCGCUAGCGGCGGUGGAGAUCUCAUGACCGACCUGUUUGCAAAAUUACAAAUGAGAAGGAAGGGUAUAUCAGGGUCAAGAGGGGAUAGAGGAGGGGAUGAAACUGGUGGAGGGUCCGCAAUGGAUAAAAUAUCCUCAAUGAUCCCUCCUCCCAGCAACAUGAGCGGAUCAUCUUUGGCCAACGACAGUGGGGAAUGGGACGCGUGAUAUAAUCAUUUUUGAAUUACUAAAUAAUCGAUUCAAUCACACAUGUAAUUGUAAAUAACCCGGUUUAGGCGGUUCUGAGAAACAAUAAUAACUUCCAAGAAAAAGGCAUAGGUUUGACUUUUGAGUUAACCAGGAUGAAUUCUGACCCUGGUUAGUUUGCCUGGUAUAAACGCAAACGGGACAGCCCACUGCAUACCAAUAUCAUAGUUCACCUUUUUUCUAAACUGUUAGUAUAAGGCUAUGUCGUUGAUUUAAUCUGUUGUCUUCUCGCAUUAAAAGUUAA